GGUGGAGGAAACUCCACUCCGUCCAGGCAGCGCGUCUUUCCUUCCUUAUCGUAAUAGGCAUGCUCAGCAGAAGGGCUGUGCAGUGCUCUCAGCAACUGAAGCUGGGCGCAGGGGGACUGCAACGGCCGCGCCAAGCAUCUUCCAGUGAUGGCCUCUACUGAGCAGCUCUGCUCCAGCUCUCACCAGCAGCACUGAGCAUAAGAACAGCAGAACCCCGUUCGCCCUCCUGCUGCCAAGCCAGACAGAGAGACACACAGCACCAUGUACAGUGUGGACGACCUCCUCAUUUCUCACGGAUACAAAUUGCCCAAGACAAGCGUCCCCUGCCCCUCUUCAACUUCAUCCGCCACCGCACCUUGCGAGAAACAGAGCCACGUCGCCGCCACGACCGAUUGCCACCGUGAAAUCCCAGCAGCAGAGAACCAGAGGCCUGGCCGUGUUGGCUCACUGAACGGGUAUGAACAGGCAGCAGACAGGGGGGCUUGCGUCUUCAGGAGCAGCAGCAGGCAGGCACUACUGGCGAAGGUCUACCCCGGCAGCGGUGACAAUGAGAGCGGCGGGGAAAGGAACCAAAGGAGAAAAGAAGCUGGCAGCGGUAACCUAGGUGACAGCCUAGCACAGCCCCUGGGAGAUUCUCUCGCCACGGAUAGCGGGUUCUAUGACGCUCCCAGCUUAACCUAUUCUGAGCAGAUCGAGAGAAGAGAGCAGUUGGACGAGAGGGAUGUCUCCUACUGGAGGAGGAGAGGCCAGGACUUCAGUGUCCUCCUGGAUUACGCCGAUGGCCGGGAGCUGAGAGCGUCCGCUAGCUUUCUGAAGGCCUCUGAGGUGGCAUGGAGGCCACAGGCCCUGAUAGCAGAGGACCACAGGGGGGAGAGGGAGAAGCAGCAACAGAAGCAGCUAUGGGAUGACACCCCCAUCUCCUGGCUGAGGGAAGCUGACGCGGCUCCUGGACAGCUGAGGGUAUUGACUGGGGUGACUGGGGAGCGGAAGUGCCAGAGCCUGGGCACAGAGGAGUGGAAGCCUGCAGUGGGGCUGGGGAGGCAGCUGUCGGAUGGGGAGGGCGAGAGGUGGGCUCAGGACCGGCAGCAUCGCCUGAGGACUCCAGAGAGCGCUGGUUCUAUCCUUCCCAGAACCAGAGGGAAGUCCCAGUCCCUCCCCAGAGUGCUGUUGCCUGAUGGAGCUACUGAACACACAGACACACAGUCCAGUUUGGUCAGUGUCCAGCUUCGACCGGGCCAGGUUGAUAGACAGAGAGUGAACAGCACCGUCUUUUCCGGGCCUUAUAGUAGGUAUUACCACAGCGCCGCAGUCGGCCGGGACCGGUGGGCCAGAAACAGUUGGCAAAGCGGCGGUCAUGUUGCACUUUUACCAAAGCCCAGGUUCAGCAGGCCUGUCAAGCCUCCGUCGUACGAGAUACACCAGCAGACUAGGGGUAGCCAGGAGAUGCUUUCUGUAGCUGUAGUAGAUGAACAGGGUGGGUCCAAACAACAGAAGGACAACAGGCCUAUCUAUCAUCCAAGGGGUGGAGAACUGCAGAGACAAGACUAUUUCGCACAACACUCCGCAAUCUUUGGCAUGGAGCCCCCUGGUUACAUCCCACCCCCGUCUUAUAAGAGAGCCCCUCCCCCAAUCAGGGGAGGCCCAAUCAACCGCAAUGAAGUGGUGAACUAUAAGUGGAGGGGGGAGAUGCAGAUACAGAUGCAGAUGCCUGUGAGCUCAGAGGCGGGAAGGUGGUUUUCCAGACAGACAGGAGGGUCGUGGCUGGAACACUAUGGGGAUCGAGGUAUACCCUACAGGAAACAGGUUAACCCUAACCCAAACCUUAACCCUGGAUACACCGAGGAACAUCUGGGGCAUGUUCACUAUUUACCCUUUGAUGAUCCGCGAGUGAGACACAUCUCAGGAGGGCCUGGCGGAAAUUCUCUCACUGACUCAGACAAGCUUAUCCGAAACAUCAACAAAGAGAUUCCCUGCGCUAAGGUUUUAGGACAAUCCACACAUGAUAGUGCCUUUUCCCCCCCACAUGGGCUAUCUCUCAAUACCGACAGCCGUAAGACAUCUGUCAAUGACAACGACGGUAGUAGUACUAGAUGGUGCCACAGGGGUUUAAUAAACAAAGGAAGUGUAGACAGUGUAGCUCCUGACCAGAGCUGUGGUAACUAUCCAACCGCUUUUCAGGUUAGACCGCCCCCUCAGCAGAUCAGGCUUGUGGACCAAGGUGUGUCAGAAACUGUGACUCAAGUGAAAAAGAAAGAGCCUGACUCCUCAGAGAAAGAGAAACCAAGAAAGCCUGACUCCUCAGAGAAAGAGAAACCAAGAAAGCCUGACUCCUCAGAGAAAGCAGAGAAAGUAGAGAAAAAGAGCGUAAAAAAGAAACUUAGCGAAACAAUAUUCUGUUUGGUGUCUGUUCCCAUCCCCCCAACGCAGGGCAGUACGUCCCAUGAUCAAAACAACAAUGAUGAAAAGCCGCCAAGCCCAGUCCGGCCACCAAGCCCAGUGGACAGUCCGAGCGAGAACAAAACUGGCCACUUAACAAACCAAAGUCUCCAAAGCACAUCUUCAGCAGAGGCUGAGCUGCAAGCACUAACCGGUAGCAUAGCAAGCAGCAGAUCAAGCAGCAAAAUAGUGAGAAAACUCCCCAUUAAACCCCCCAAAAUAAACCAUCACAAGGAGCUGAAACUCUCAGGAUCCUGGCCUGGGAACCAAUACCGUGACCAGGAGACUCAAACUAGCCCAGAGGCCAGAAAGCGUCAGCCUCCCCCUCCUCCUCCUCCAGGUCCUGAAAACAAGGAAGCACAAGACCCUCAAGUCCCUGCCCCAGGUUUCCCCGACCCAGGCGUCACCCCAGACCCCAGCGGUGUGGGCAGCACUGCAUUCAGCUAUCCCAUAAAAGGGGUGAAGAGCCUGAAACCAUCCAGCAACAGCGCCUUUUCCAGGACGGCCACUUUCUCAAUCUCCAGCCAGCUGAACAAGAGCACAGUUCAGCCGCCAGCAGCAGCGCCACCACCACCACCCUCAGGAAACACGAUGGAGGCCAAACCAGCAGCGGCCUGCAGUGGGCAGGAGGGCUUCGGUCAGUUCAUGCUGAAGCCCGUCAGCAGACGGCCAUGGGAUGCCAUUGAGGAGCUAGAGACUAUCAACAAAGAGCUCCAGGAUCAACAGCAACAACCACAGCAGCAGAGCAGCAAGAGGCCCAGUGUUGACCAGUGCAUCGAGGACCUCAACGAGGCCUACAAAGACAUCUUAGAGCUAGGCACUGCCAGCAAUAACGUUCCCAACAAUGGCGGCGCUGUGCAGAUCCCUGAGCGGAUCAAGAUAAGGCUGGCGGGGGAGGCGGGGCUCAGCAAACCCAGCAGCCUUAGGCGCAGUAUCGAGAGCUGGACUGUGUCCGUCGACCCAGAGUACAGGGAGGUCAGGAGCGCCUUCUCAAGACCCGCUGAAAGAAAGUCAGUGACAUUCAGCAAGCAGCUAAGAGAGGAGCUCCCUGUCCCGCCACGCGAUCCUACAGGAUUCAGAGAAUACAGGGUUGUUUCGAAUUUGUCACGGAGAAGUAGCUGCAGUGGCAGGUCGGUGAAGCUAGACCUCUCUUCGCCUUCGGAGACACCACCGCCUUGUGACUUUACCGCCCCUAGUGACUUUAUUGACUCUCCUAGGGAUCCCAGCGAGAUCAGAGACUUAAGCCCAACGACGCCAACAACGCACACGGCAGCAGAAGUCCCCUGGGCAGAUAGGCAGCCGAUGCAGGACGCCUCCACACUUACGAGUCCCCCUGAUUAUGAGGACAUAUGUCAGUCUUUACAAAAGACUCGAGACUCAACGGAAGUUAACAAAACUUUGACAGCCAAAUCUAAACUUGGUGGUGGUAGAGGCAAUACAGUGUCUCCAAGGGGCGCCGGUCUAGACUCCGAAAAGGAAUGCCCAAUUUGUAAAAAAGAGAGCGAGAGCCAGAUGUCCAGACCAAGCCCAAUGUCUCCGCUCCAUGAGGAGUCAAGCCCAGACUUGUCUGAUCAAAGUAGCGCCACGAUCGUCGGUGACAGUGGUAGUCCACAAGGAGCUGAAACAUAUGAAGAACCAGCUGAGGACGAAGUAGACACACAGCUAUCCUCCGACUCUUGCUCGAAUCGUUCAGAGGCUCAGACUCUGUGUCAAGAUUGGAGGGAGCAGCUGUCACUCACAGAUGAUAGAAAUGUGGGUGGGAGUGCUACUGCUGAGAAGACCAAUCAAAACCAAGCAACCAAGGAUCUCAACAAUCUAUACGAAGUGAAAUGUGCCGAGGGCAUCCCAGAGAACGAAUCCAUAGAGGAGAGGGCAGCCAGGAUAUUAGGGAUUGAUGUGCCUGCAGAGUCUUUAGUUACAGAGGAGCGGAGGGCUAGAGAGCCAGCAACAGAUGAGAUUGAAUUAAGAGAGAGUGAACCCACUGCUGGAGAAGAUCCAGAAAGAAGCAGUGCAAACGAACAGACAUUACAAACACAUGUGAGAGAUACAGAGUCUGGGGAACUGCGGUCUACAGCGUCUACGGUUCCCGACAGUGGGCAGGAGUUACAAGAAAACAAGCCGCCACAGGAUACCCCAGAGCGCAUCAGGAGUGCCAAAUGGACCCAACUGGGUCGAGAAACUCCAGGUAUGCUGGAGUUUCCGCCAGACAGACUACCACUUUCAGUCCCCAUGAACCCCGACCAGAAGCUGUCUCACAGUCUGGAGGGAGAGAGGAGGGGCAGAGGUGCCUCACAGCACAUAGAGGCCCUGCAGGACAAGCUAGCUGCCUCGCCCAGCCACCAGGUGGCGAUAGAGCGGCUGGCUCGGAUGAAGGUGGUGGACUCGGUGUCCCGCAUGAGUCUCAGCAUCAGGAGCACAGACUCUGGGGAGGUGGACGGGGAGACGGAGGGGGAGGCCAGCGGUGGCGUUGAACAAGUGGAAGAGAGCGCUGUCCUCCCUGCUCCCUCCCAGAGUGACACAGUGGACGAUAGAGAGGUCAAGCUAGAGGACGAUCGAGAGGCCUCUGAAGAUACAGUGUUGCAAGAUGAGGAGGUGUCAUCUGUCUCGGAGGCCUGAGACCCAAGCCCAGUGGAUUAAAGUGGAGAGAGACUGAGACGCCCGUCAUCUUUCUCCAUCUGAGGAUUAGCUCCCUCCAACACUGUGACCUGGCUGCCCACUAGAAUGCCUUCAUCUCAUCCCAAACACAGAAACGGCCUUCUCCGACAACAGCAUUGUGUACACCCUCACCCUCGGCGUCGUUGAGUGCUAAGAGUGUUCCACUGCCAAAAGGGAGGUGUCCCCCUACCUAGGGGCAGCUUCCAUCUACCCCCCCCCCCCCAUCUCCCCUUUAUAUCCCCCCAACCCAUCCUAGGAGGGGUCCAAAAUGGUACCCUACUCUCUAUAUAGUGCACUACUGGGCCCUGGUCAAAGGUAGUGCACUGCAUAGGGUUCAGGCUGCCAUUUUGGGACUCAUUCCUAGUGUUAUUGUAGCAGCUUCUUCUUUAUCCUUUCUUAUUCUACUCUCCCGAUGCUUUUCAUUGGCUUAUUCUACCCUCCUGAUGCUUUUCAUUGGCUUAUUCUACCCUCCUGAUGCUUUUCAUUGGCUUAUUCUACCCUCCAGAUGCUUUUCAUUGGCUUUAUUAUUCUACCCUCCUGAUGCUUUUCAUUGGCUUAUUCCACCCUUCAGAUGCUUUUCAUUGGCUUUAUUAUUCUACCCUCCUGAUGCUUUUCAUUGGCAGACAUUAUGCAAUUCUGUCAUGCAUAUAACAACCUAAAAAAAAAUGUCCAUAGUGAAUACAGUUAGCUGACUCAUCGUUCACACUCUGUGUGAUUCUGUUUGUUUCUGGGCGAGCUGUUAGAUAUGAAUGUAAACACGUUUUACACAACAAAGUAGACAUAGGAGUCAAGAGCUGUUCUGUUUCAUUCAGUCGAUUACACCAAAAUAUUUACAUUUGAUUGUUAUGGAUGGAGAGAAGUGAGAAAUGUAUUAUAUUGGACAUUAAUGUCUUUGGCUCGAGAACUGUUUUAAUUUUCAGAUGAAUCGAUCGAUCAAUCCGUCAAUCAAUCAAUUAAUCAACCAAUCAAUCAGUCUAUUAUUAUUUUGUUACAUUGUGGCCUGUCUGUCUCAUCGCUUUCCCGUACUCUGUAAUCAUAAUCCAUAGAUCUCUUCAAUGAAGAGUGACUCUAUACCUACCAGAUGUCAGGGUUAGGGUCAAUUCAAAUUCAAGUCAGUCGUUUCAGGAAGUAAACUGAAAUUCCAAUCAAUUUUCAAUGAUUUCUCAAGAAAUUGAAAAUGAGAAGCUAUUUAUUAAACACGUUUUUCCAUUUAUGAAUGUUCACUUCCUGAAUUGAGUGACUUCAUUUUGAAUUGACCCAAACCCUGAUGUGGUGAAAUGAUAAAUCAGUGAAAUAUAUUUUGUGAGGCUUUGGUUCUACGUUAUGGGGGUGGGGGUUACCUAGGUGACAGUCUGUUUGUGCUGUCAUGCCGACUCCUUGUCACUCAUUGGCUUGACAAUGUACAAUGGAAUUGACAAGAGCACAAACAGAUCUGGGACCAGGCGUUGCCUUCUGUAUCCAGAUGUGCAUUUCAUUAUAGACUGGAUCAGGUUACAAGACCACUGGGUAGGGAAAUCAAUGUUUUAAAAUGAUCUAUCUGGGUGUAUAUUAGCUCUAUUUCCCAGGUAAUUUCAGGAAGCAAUAAUGGUAUGGAGUGUGCUAGUUUGAGUUGUAAACAAGAAUUAUAUGGACAUAGUAAAAAGAUAAGAGCAAUAUUGUCGUACAAACAGCUUAGUUGCUUAGUCAGUGGAGCUGGGAACCAUUGUCAGGAAUCUAAUUAUUUCCAAGUCCCAAAAUGGCACCCUAUUCCCUAUAUAGUGCACAACAUUAGACCAGAGCCCCAUGGGCACUGGUUAAAAGUAGUGCACUAAAUAGGGAAUUGGGUGCAAUUUGGGGCGUAACAUUUUAACGAGUCAUCGUUUGAAUCAUCCUGUAGCUAAAUGGAUAUGUAUCAGGGUAUGCUGGUGGGCGGGUGCUUAUUUCAUAGAAAACAUUAGUGGCCAUACAUGUGUAUCGUGUUAAGUGACUACAUUUCACUAAAUAUCCAUUUUUGUUAUCAUUGAAUUGUUAAUCAGUUUGCAUAAUGUACAAAAUAAAGUAUAUUUUAAAUAUUUUAAUAGAUAUUUUGUAUUUAACCAUUCUAUUUUAUUUCUCCACAAUUUGAUCACAAGUUGAAAGUACCAUAUUGUCUGUACAGUAUCAUAUUGUCUGUACAGUAUCAUAUUGUCUGUACAGUACCAUAUUGCCUGUACAGUACCAUAUUGCCUGUACAGUACUAUAUUGUUUGUACAGUACCAUAUUGUUUGUACAGUACCAUAUUGUCUGUACAGUACUAUAUUUUCUGUACAGUAUCAUGUCUGUACAUUAUCAUAUUGUCUACAUUAUCAUAUUGUCUGUACAGUACUAUAUUGUUUGUACAGUAUCAUAAUGUCUGUACAGUACUAUAUUGUUUGUACAGUAUCAUGUCAGUACAGUACUAUAUUGUUUGUACAGUAUCAUUUCAGUACAGUACUAUAUUGUCUGUACAUUAUCAUGUCUGUACAGUACUAUAUUGUCUGUACAGUACUAUAUUGUUUGUACAGUAUCAUAAUGUCUGUACAGUACUAUAUUGUCUGUACAGUAUCAUAAUGAGAGUAUAUAAUUUUCUAGCGCUUUAAAAAGAAAAGAAAAAAAGAUUGACAUAAAGAAGGAUUGUCCUUACAAGCAAAGCUAUGUGCAGUGUGCCUUGAUCAAACGGUCAUUCUGUUCAGUGACAAGAUGAGGGUUUAUCUUCUUUGUGAGUCUUGACUUAAUGGGAAAUUCUGAUUGUGCCAUGAGUUCCCAUUUCUAGUGCAUUUUCACACGCUGUCUGAAAAACAGUUGAACAUUUGAUGUUGGACGCUCUUACUGAUGAUCCAUCUCAGCUGUGUCCUUAUGUUUAGGGUCAGCUGUGACCUGCAGUGUUGGGGUCAAUUACAUUUCAAUUCAGUCAGUUCAGGAAGCUAACUGAAAUUCUAAUUGACAUUUUUCUCAAUGCCUCUGUAUUGGAUUGUUUUUUUGGGGGGGGUUAGGGGGGUGGGAUAAUAAUUACGUUUCUUUUCUGGAAUUAACUGAAUUGAAAUGGAAUGACCCCAACCCUGGUGACCUGUCUUAUGUUUGUCAUCGUCUUCCAAGCCAAAUCAUGUACUGUUGUUUUGUCGCUGAUUCAUAGCAACAUGUUUAGAAAUAAAAAUGAAAAAAAACAAACAUUUAUUUUAGUCAUGCAACUUAACAUUUCUUUCUUUCUACAUUGAGUGAAUGUUGUGUUUUAGACUGCUGUCAAUGAUACAAUGGUUAGUGAAGGGUGUAUAAUGCAUUGCAAAAGGUGCACAUUAAUGCUGUUUUCCUAUUUGUCAAAGGUGAAUACAUACUGUUCAAUAAUCACAUCGUUUUAUAACAUACACUUUCAUGUAGCAUUAUUGCGGUUGUAGCAUUUAAUUGAAUUAGAACUUUGUCUUAAUUACGCUUAAUAUUUCUGACUGACUUUUUUUUUUUUUUUAUCAAGUCGCUGCCAUAGGCAAUUUCGAAAUUAAAUUAUAAUUAAGGCCAAAUAAUUACUAAUUGCACACUGUUUCAUAACUGUAAGUUUUACAAACAACUUAUUGUUCUGCCAUUUCUUAAUCCUGAAAGGUAGCAAUGUUGACUGCAUACUUACAUAGUGACUGCACUUAACUUUCUUCACUGUGCUAGGGUCUUUCAAUCAAUCAGGAGAACAGUGCUGUUAAUCAAACCAUACAUAGACUUCCAAAAAUGCACAAACUCCCAUUCGAAACAACAACUAUAUAUAAUAUAACUAUAUUCAUUGAUUCAGAAGUUUAUUGAUCAAUUGAGUCCAUUGAUCAAUAUCAUUGAUUAAUAUCCCAUAAAGAGCAACCAGGUGGAUAGAUUACCAACGGUUGUUGACGCCCGCAUUUCGUCUGAACAUAGUACAAUUUUUAAGACUUUUGCUUGACUUACCUGCAGUGAAGUCCUCUGUCUUAAAAGGAAAUUUCAAAAAUGUUCACCUUCAUAUUCAUCUCCAGCACCACCCCAACAUCAACAUAUGUUAAAAUGUUACGCUUCUAUGUGUCGCAGUGAAAAAUAUAGAAGAAGAUAAGUGUUUCCAAUGACAUCAUCGGUGUGUAUCGUGGGAUUUUUUACAUUUUAAUUAAAAAAAUUGUUAUUGGAAUUUUUCUCUUUUUCUCCCCAAUUUUGUGAUUACGAUCUUGUCUCAUUGUUGCAACUCCCCAACGGGCUCGGUAGAGGCGAAGGUCGAGUCAUGCGUCCUCCGAAACAUGACCCACCAAGCCGCGCUUCUUAACACCCACCGUCUUAACCCGGAAGCCAGCUGCACCAAUGUGUUGGAGGAAACACCACUCAACUGACGACCGAAGUCAGCCUGCAGGCGCCCAGCCCGCCACAAGGAGUCGCUAGAGUGUGACGAGCCUUCCCCUAACCCACACGACGCUGGACCAAUUUUGCGCCGCCCUUUGGGACUCCCGGUCACGGCCAGUAAUGACACAGCCUGGCUGUAGUGACGCCGCAACACUGUGAUGCAGUGCCUUAGACCGCUGCACCAAUCGGGAGGCCAGCAUCAUGUGAUUUUAACCAAUUAUGAGUAGGAUUUAACUCCUAAUUGCCUACUAAUUGGAUGAUGAUGUCAUUGGAAACACAUAUAUUCCUCUGUCUUUUUUACUACAAAACAUAGAAAAACACAAUUUUCACAUAUGUUGAUGUUGGGGUGGUGCUGGAGAUGAUGAAUAUGAAGUUGAAUUUUAAAAAUGUUUUCCCUUAAGAAGUAAACUGCCCCUUGAUCACAACACAAAAAUGGCCAUUACAGAACAUAGAUAGGCUACUGUCCAUAAAUUGGCAUGCCAGAGGAAGCUGGAACUUGGUGUCAUUUGACGUUUUUGUACUGCAGGCUAUGUGCAACAUGAAUAAUUAUGCACACUUGUUGUAAUAUUUUCUAUUUUCAUAUGAGAUUUGAUUAAUUUUGUACUCCCUGACAUCUUUUUUUCUUCCUUGCAUGAAAUGCAAGAGAGACGAGGAAAUCCUGAAAUGAGGGACGAGGAAAACAUUAAAAUGAGGGACGAGGAAAACAUUAAAUGAGAGAGAGACGAGGAAAACAUGUUUUUGCAUACAGUCUAUUUGCAGUUGGUACUCUCCAGUAGGGGAAACCAAUGGCAACCAUUAUCUUUCAUAAUUUUAUUUACAAAACUAUGCCAAGUAUUUAAAUGCUAUGUUUAGAGUAAAAUCUAAAGGAAACUCGUUCAGACCUUUGCUUUUGUAUUGAUGAAUAUCAGCAUAACACACAGAUUGUGCUGCUGUUGUAUGACACUGCAGUCUGAUUCAGAAUAAACUCUUUGCAUGAA
Messenger RNA from Salvelinus fontinalis (brook trout), 10400 nucleotides. RefSeq names its product junctional cadherin 5-associated protein. Gene Ontology annotation, biological process: positive regulation of blood vessel endothelial cell proliferation involved in sprouting angiogenesis. The transcript is spliced from 4 exons. The coding region runs from base 262 to 5052 and encodes 1596 amino acids. Gene Ontology annotation, cellular component: ruffle membrane; adherens junction. NCBI's taxonomy places the organism in Eukaryota, Metazoa, Chordata, Actinopteri, Salmoniformes, Salmonidae. The record is from RefSeq and is a predicted model, not a curated record.